Medioppia subpectinata is the source of this 783-nucleotide messenger RNA. The record is from the annotation of a GenBank genome assembly. Lineage: Eukaryota; Metazoa; Arthropoda; Arachnida; Sarcoptiformes; Oppiidae.
GCCGAAGACAUUGAAUUUGAGCAGAAGAUGGCGUCGACACCGCUUCCCACCAAAGUUGGCGAUUACAAGAAUCAUCCGCUUUAUGUCCUUAAAAAGGAUUUACUGAAAUUUCAAGGCAUAUACCCGUCGGACGCACCGCCUCUCGGCUUCUUCAGAGGCGAACCGGUUUACGCGCGAGAAUGCGUCCAAUUAUUGCGGUCGAGAGAGACGUGGCUUAGGUUUGCCCGCACUGUCAAAGACGGCGAGACUCCCUAUAAAUGUGUCAAAUCGAGACCAAAAUGGGAUAAAUACGCGAAAGUUUUACGGAAAGAUUUGCCGCUCGAUGUGUUCGGCGAGUGGCAGACAGUGCCGUACGAUCCCCCGCAGGCCAGAGACGGCAAAGUGCCGCGAAAUAACUUUGGAAACGUUGACCUCUAUCAGCCCUCUAUGUUACCCAAAGGCUGUGUUCACAUUCAAUUGCCGGGACUCUUACGCGUGGCAAACAAGUUGAACAUAGACUGCGCGCCCGCUAUCGUGGCCUUUGAUAAUAAUUGCGGCGGAUUUGGCGCACAUCCUGUUAUGGACGGGUAUAUUGUGUGCGAGGAAUACAAGCAAACUCUGUUAGAGGCCUGGGAUGAGGAACAGGAGAACAUCCGAAAGCGAGAGAUUGAGAAGAAGGAGAAACGAGUUCUCGACAACUGGAAGAAAUUGAUUAAAGGUUUGCUCAUAAGAGAGAAUCUGAAGAAAAAGUAUAGCAAUCGCGAAGAGAAUAGCGAAGAGACAGACAUUGAGAGCGAUAAUUAA